AUGAGAAUUAGAUAUGCUCAAUCAUCUGUAGAUCAAAACACAGUAAACAUCAUAGCUGCAAAUCAAGGCGUCAAAGAUGGUGAGACCAUCGUUUCAACUGGAGAAAUGUAUGAACUCGGCUUCUUUAGCCCCGCUAACUCCAACAAUCGAUACUUGGGAAUAUGGUUCAAGAAGAUAUCAACGGGUACAGUGGUAUGGGUUGCUAACAGAGAGUUUCCGAUACCUAAUAAAACAGGCACCCUCAAAAUCAAUAGAAAGGGACACCUGUUGCUUUCCUGCUGUGGCGAUACCCUAAUUUGGUCAUCCAAUUCCUCCGCGUUUGUCAGGCAUAAACAGGACCUUGACAUCAUGGAAAGGUUUAGUGGUUUGCCUAAUGAGAUGCCGAAUCCAAUUUACUGGGUUGACUUUGUUGUCAACCAGAAAGAAGCAUAUUAUAUAUUUGAACUUAAGACUUCAGUUGUUCAGUUGAUACGUUUGAAAUGGGAUGGAAGCAUAGCAAUGUGGCAUUGGAACAAUCGAAGUCAAAAUUGGGUUGUGUAUACAAGUGGUCUGAUUGAUAGUUGUGGUCGCUAUGGAAUCUGUGGUCCUUAUGGAAGCUGUAACAUCAACAGAAAUCCUCCCUGUAGUUGUAUGGAAGGUUUUGAACCAAAAAAACCAGAACAAUGGAACAUAGCAGACUGGUCUAAUGGGUGUAAGCUCCAAAGUCCUUUAGAUUGUAAGGGUGGGGAUGCCUUUCAGAAAGUUACUAAAAUGAAAUUUCCUGACACGCGAUAUUCAUGGUACGAUAGGAGCAUGACACUUGGCGAGUGUGAGAUAGCCUGCAAGAAAAAUUGUUCUUGUACAGCUUAUGCAAAUUUAGAUAUCAGAAAAGGGGGAAGUGGAUGCUUACUAUGGUUUGGUGAACUGAUGGAUCUUAAGGUCAUUGCAGAGAAUCAAGAUCUUUACAUAAGAAUGCCUGCAUCCCUACUAACAGGUCCUACAGUUCCCCAACCUGAUUUCAAUAGCAAGAUUCAAGUACUCACCAUAGUCUUGCCAAUUUUAGCUGUCUUGAUUUGCCUGUCUGUAGCAGUGUAUGUUUUCAGCAUGAAAAAGAAAAGGUCUUACAUGAAAGCAAGAGGUCGAAGGGUACACUCCAUUGAUAGACAUAAUUCAGAUGUAGAGAAGGAAGAUCUAGAGCUGAAUUUUUUUAGCUUAUCUAUAAUAACCAAGGCUACCAAUAACUUCUCAAUAGACAAUAAGCUUGGAGAAGGUGGCUUUGGUCCUGUUUACAAGGGAGUGUUGGAAACCGGACAAGAGAUAGCUGUGAAGCAACUUUCUAGAACUUCUGAACAGGGUUAUGAUGAGUUCUACAAUGAAGUUGUUUGUGUUGCUAAACUUCAACAUCGGAAUCUUGUGAAGCUUGUUGGAUACUGCAUGGAUGGAGAUGAAAGGAUCCUGAUUUAUGAAUACAUGUCUAACAAAAGCCUGGACUUACUUCUAUUCGAUGAAACCAAAAGUUGUAUGCUUGAUUGGGGUCAACGUUUUUGCAUCAUCAAUGGGAUUGCUAGAGGAAUGCUUUAUCUCCACCAAGAUUCUCGCCUUCGAAUCAUACACAGAGACCUCAAAGCAGCCAAUAUUCUGUUGGAUCAUGACAUGAACCCUAAAAUAUCAGAUUUUGGCCUUGCUAGAGAGUUUGAAGGAAACCAGAUUACAGCCAAAACGAAGAAAGUGGUUGGAACAUAUGGUUACAUAUCACCCGAAUAUGCACUUCACGGGCGUUUCUCUAUAAAAUCAGAUGUGUUUAGUUUUGGUGUUUUGGUGCUGGAGAUAGUGAGUGGGAAGAAAAACAGAGAAUUCUCACAUGAAGAUCUCAGUGAUAACCUUCUUGGACAUGCAUGGAGACUAUAUACAGAAGGCAAGUACCUUGACCUAAUGAGCCCAUCUUUGUGCAACUCGUGCAUUAUCUCAGAGGUGAAAAGAUCAAUACAUGUUGGGCUAUUAUGUGUACAAAAUCAUGCACAAGAUAGACCAACUAUGUCCUCUGUGGUUAUGAUGUUGGGUGGUGAGGGAUCACUACCUCCACCUAAACAACCUGCUUUCUUUGCUGAAGAAGGUUCACGUCAGCACUACACUUUUUCAGAUGUUGAUGAAGCAACUAUAACAUUGUUAGAUCCUCGGUAGGAAAUAUGUAUUCAUAUGCCAAAUAGUAAUGUAUAUUUAGACACCAUUAGUGGUUUUUUUUGUGUAUUAUGUAUCAUUAAGCUGCAUGCUUUUGUCAGU
This is a messenger RNA of Lactuca virosa, 2259 nucleotides long. The record is from the annotation of a GenBank genome assembly. Lineage: Eukaryota; Viridiplantae; Streptophyta; Magnoliopsida; Asterales; Asteraceae.